CCAAGGCACAAGUAACAAGCUCACCCAGUUGGGCACUUUUGAAGAUCACUUUCUGAGCCUCCAGAGGAUGUUCAAUAACUGUGAAGUGGUCCUGGGGAACUUGGAAAUUACCUACGUGCAAAAGAAUUAUGACCUUUCCUUCUUAAAGACCAUCCAGGAAGUUGCUGGUUAUGUACUCAUCGCCCUCAACACAGUGGAGAGGAUUCCUUUGGAAAACCUGCAGAUCAUCAGAGGAAAUGUGCUCUAUGAAAAUACUUAUGCCUUAGCAGUCCUGUCUAACUACGGUGCAAAUAAAACUGGACUAAGGGAGCUGCCCAUGAGAAACUUACAGGAAAUCCUGCAUGGUGCCGUGCGGUUCAGCAAUAACCCUGUCCUCUGCAACGUGGAAAGCAUCCAGUGGCGGGAUAUCGUCGACAACGACUUUAUGAGCAAUAUGUCAAUGGACUUGCAGAACCGCCUGGGCAGCUGCCAAAAGUGUGAUCCAAGCUGUCCCAAUGGAAGCUGCUGGGGCGCAGGAGAGGAAAACUGCCAGAAAUUGACCAAGAUCAUCUGUGCCCAGCAGUGUUCAGGGCGAUGCCGUGGCAAGUCCCCCAGUGACUGCUGUCACAACCAGUGUGCAGCUGGCUGCACGGGGCCCCGGGAGAGCGACUGCCUGGUCUGCCGCAAGUUCCGAGAUGAAGCAACAUGCAAGGACACCUGUCCACCACUUAUGCUGUACAACCCCACCACAUACCAGAUGGAUGUCAACCCCGAGGGGAAGUAUAGCUUCGGUGCCACCUGUGUGAAGAAGUGUCCCCGGAACUAUGUGGUGACAGAUCAUGGCUCCUGUGUCCGUGCCUGUGGUUCUGACAGCUAUGAAAUGGAGGAGGAUGGUGUCCGCAAGUGUAAGAAGUGUGAAGGGCCGUGUCGCAAAGUUUGUAACGGAAUAGGAAUUGGUGAAUUUAAAGACACACUUUCCAUAAAUGCUACAAACAUAAAGCACUUCAAAAACUGCACUUCUAUCAGUGGAGAUCUUCAUAUCCUGCCAGUGGCAUUUAGAGGGGACUCCUUCACACGUACUCCUCCUCUAGAUCCAAAGGAACUGGAUAUUCUAAAAACCGUAAAGGAAAUAACAGGGUUUUUGCUGAUUCAAGCUUGGCCUGAAAACAGGACUGACCUCCAUGCUUUUGAGAACCUAGAAAUCAUACGUGGCAGGACAAAGCAACAUGGUCAGUUUUCUCUAGCAGUUGUUGGCCUGAACAUAACAUCCUUGGGAUUACGCUCCCUGAAGGAGAUAAGUGAUGGAGAUGUGAUAAUUUCAGGAAACCGAAAUUUGUGCUAUGCAAACACAAUAAACUGGAAAAAACUAUUUGGGACUUCCAGUCAGAAAACCAAAAUUAUAAACAACAGAGAUCAAAAAGACUGCAAGAACAGAGGCCACUUCUGUAAUCCCUUGUGCUCAUCUGAGGGCUGCUGGGGCCCUGAGCCCAGAGACUGCGUCUCCUGCCAAAAUGUCAGCCGAGGCAAGGAGUGUGUAGAGAAGUGCAACAUUCUGGAGGGGGAGCCCAGGGAGUUUGUGGAGAAUUCCGAGUGCAUCCAGUGCCAUCCGGAAUGUCUGCCCCAGACCAUGAACAUAACCUGCACAGGCCGGGGACCAGACAACUGCAUAAAGUGUGCCCACUACAUUGAUGGCCCCCACUGUGUCAAGACCUGCCCAGCUGGAAUCAUGGGAGAAAACAACACCCUGGUCUGGAAGUAUGCAGAUGCCAACCGUGUCUGCCACCUAUGCCAUCCAAACUGCACUUAUGGAUGUGCUGGACGAGGGCUUCAAGGGUGUACAAUAAAUGGACCCAAGAUCCCAUCCAUUGCCACUGGGAUUGUGGGUGGCCUCUUCUUGCUGGUGAUAGUGGCCCUUGGGAUUGGCCUUUUCAUGAGAAGGCGCCACAUUGUCAGGAAGCGCACGCUGCGUCGACUGCUGCAGGAGAGAGAGCUUGUGGAGCCUCUGACGCCCAGUGGAGAAGCCCCCAACCAAGCUCUCCUGAGGAUCUUAAAGGAAACAGAAUUCAAAAAGAUAAAAGUGCUGGGCUCAGGAGCAUUCGGCACUGUGUAUAAGGGACUCUGGAUUCCAGAAGGUGAGAAAGUUAAAAUUCCGGUAGCAAUCAAAGAAUUAAGAGAAGCCACAUCUCCAAAAGCCAACAAGGAAAUUCUUGAUGAAGCCUAUGUGAUGGCCAGUGUGGACAAUCCUCAUGUGUGCCGCCUCUUGGGUAUCUGUCUGACCUCCACCGUCCAGCUUAUCACUCAACUCAUGCCCUUUGGUUGCCUCCUGGACUAUGUCCGAGAACACAAGGACAACAUCGGUUCCCAGUACCUACUCAACUGGUGUGUGCAGAUUGCAAAGGGCAUGAACUACCUGGAAGACCGGCGCUUGGUGCAUCGUGACCUGGCAGCCAGGAACGUCCUAGUGAAGACACCACAGCAUGUCAAGAUCACAGAUUUUGGACUGGCCAAACUGCUUGGGGCUGAGGAGAAAGAAUACCAUGCAGAGGGAGGAAAGGUGCCUAUCAAGUGGAUGGCUUUGGAAUCAAUUUUACACCGAAUUUAUACCCACCAAAGUGAUGUCUGGAGCUAUGGAGUCACUGUUUGGGAGUUGAUGACUUUUGGGUCCAAGCCUUAUGAUGGAAUCCCUGCAAGUGAGAUCUCAUCCAUCCUAGAAAAAGGAGAGCGCCUUCCACAGCCUCCCAUCUGCACCAUUGAUGUCUACAUGAUCAUGGUCAAGUGCUGGAUGAUAGAUGCAGACAGUCGCCCAAAGUUCCGGGAGUUGAUCGUGGAAUUCUCCAAAAUGGCUCGAGAUCCCCAGCGCUAUCUUGUCAUACAGGGGGAUGAAAGAAUGCAUUUGCCAAGCCCUACAGACUCCAAUUUUUAUCGUGCCCUGAUGGAUGAAGAUGACAUGGAAGAUGUGGUGGAUGCUGAUGAGUACCUCAUUCCACAGCAGGGCUUCUUCAACAGCCCAUCUACAUCUCGGACUCCCCUCUUAAGUUCUCUGAGUGCAACCAGCAACAAUUCCACUGUGGCUUGCAUUAACAGAAAUGGGCAGAGUUGUCCCACAAAGGAGGACAGCUUCUUGCAGCGGUACAGCUCAGACCCAACUGGCGCCUUGACAGAAGACAGCAUAGAUGAUACAUUCCUCCCAGCACCUGAAUAUAUAAACCAGUCUAUUCCUAAGAGGCCUGCAGGAUCUGUGCAGAACCCCGUCUAUCACAAUCAACCCUUGCAUCCAGCAGCUGGCAGAGACCCACACUACCAAAAUCCCCACAGUAACGCCGUGGGCAACCCUGAAUAUCUCAACACCACCCAGCCUAUUUGUGUCAACAGUGCAUUUGACAGCUCUGCCCACUGGGCCCAGAAAGGCAACCACCAAAUUAGUCUGGACAACCCUGACUACCAACAGGACUUCUUGCCCAAGGAAUCCAAGCCAAAUGGCAUCUUUAAGGGUCCCACAGCUGAAAAUGCAGAAUACCUACGAGUAGCACCACCAAGCAGUGAAUUUAUUGGAGCAUGA
Messenger RNA from Marmota flaviventris (yellow-bellied marmot), 3538 nucleotides. It is a transcript of the gene Egfr, whose product is annotated as epidermal growth factor receptor. Gene Ontology annotation, molecular function: epidermal growth factor binding; epidermal growth factor receptor activity; ATP binding. Gene Ontology annotation, biological process: multicellular organism development; negative regulation of apoptotic process; cell surface receptor protein tyrosine kinase signaling pathway. The record is from RefSeq and is a predicted model, not a curated record. NCBI's taxonomy places the organism in Eukaryota, Metazoa, Chordata, Mammalia, Rodentia, Sciuridae. Gene Ontology annotation, cellular component: signaling receptor complex; plasma membrane; basal plasma membrane.